AAUCUCUGGUUGGUAGUGACAGGCCCUAUGAUCACAUGACAGCUUUUGUUUGGUUUUGGGUAGAUACGAUAAUACCUCAAAAAUAUUAAACUUUCUUAAGUGACAAAAUCUAAAUUUUUAAGUGGUAAUUUGGAAUAUGUUUUAUUGGCGUGAUAUUGUUUGUAGUUGACUUUAGAUAAAGCAACUGUCUGUGCUGUAGUGAACGAUUUUCCGCCUUAUUUGUGGUAGUGAUCUACAAUGCCUAUAUUGUACAGCGUUGUGGCUCGAGGCACUACUGUCUUGACCAAAUAUGCGUCAUGUGCGGGAAAUUUUGCAGAAGUUACGGAGCAAAUUUUGGCCAAGAUUCCACCCGAGGAUACAAAGUUGACUUAUUCACAUGGAAGUUACUUAUUUCACUACAUUUGUGAGAGCAGGAUUAUUUACAUGUGCAUCACUGACGAUGAUUUUGAGCGCUCUCGAGCGUUCUUGUACCUCAAUGAGAUCAGGCGCAGAUUUCAGACGGCGUAUGGGACGCGAGCUGAAACUGCUUUGGCGUACGCCAUGAACACGGAAUUCUCACAAGUGUUGGCGAACGAAAUGAAACAUUACUCAGAAUCUCGAGAAAUAGAUACAAUAUCAAGAGUCCAUGGAGAACUUGAUGAGCUGAAGAAUAUAAUGGUGAAAAAUAUUGACAAUGUGGCCAUGCGGGGUGAGCGGCUGGAGCUUCUCGUCAACAAGACGGAGAACCUCAGUGCCAACUCUGUUACAUUUCGUAAGACAAGCCGCAAUCUGCAAAGAAUCAUGUUUUGGAAAAAUGUGAAGCUGUACAUUGUCAUUGCUGUAGUUGUGUUGGUGAUAAUCUACUUUGUCAUCUCGAUGUUCUGUGGCGGCCUGGCCUGGCAGAGCUGCGUGGGGAACUAGCUGGCUGAUGGCCUCAGCAUCUCUAAAGACUGAAUGAUUGUCUGCAUGUCUGCUCAGUGGAAGAUAUUAUGUUAUUGUUAUAUUUUAUAUGCUCUAACUACUUGCUCCAUUCAUUGCCGGCUGUAUGUCACGAGCCUAGCUUCAUUCGUCUGUAGAUGUGAAGUUGUUUGUAAUUGUUUAUACAUUGUAUCAUUGUUAUAAUUUGUACAUACAUCCUUGUUGCUGGAAUGAGGCAAAUGUAGCCGGACUCUGUUGGCUGAAGUGUCAGUGCUUGUUCCCACCACCUCACCAGUGAUAUACCUGCUUGUUGUCUAUAAUAGUGGGAAGUGGAACACUUGUGCAGUGUUAUGCCGGGACGUGGCGUGGCACGGUCUGCUCCCUGCACUCCCUCCCCCUCACCCCGCACCGAAGCCUUCUCUCAGCAAGCUGGCAUUAUUUGGGCAGUGUUAGGGUUAGGCCAGAGGUGUUCAACUCUGGGAAUCAUAGCAGUUUGCUUGGAAAAGUACAGUAUCAUUUCAGUAAGUGUAUAGAGAAAAGAUAGAGUUUACACAUGGCUGAAAGUGUUGCAACAUGCAAAACUCACAGAACUACUUAUUUUUGGGGAAAAUGUAUUCUACAACAAAUGAAAUUUUUUUUGGAGUGACUAACAUUUGCUUAUUUCUUAACUUCCAAUUAUUGUUUCAAUUAUGAAUAAAAUUGUGGACAAGUAUAAUGAAAUGCCACAACCAGCAUGUGUUAUUUUGUAUCUGUGUCACUCCUGUGUAAUAUCAUGACAGUAUUAAGACACCAAGACAAGUAAAUGACUGAUGGUGUUAUCUGCUUACAAUUUCCUAAUGUAAGAGUGCAGUCUUCUCACUCCCAGAAGCUUUUAGUAUUAACAAAGUGUAAGUAUACUUGGCACAACUUUUUACAGCAGUGCCCCCUGGAAGUAGUCUAGGUCACAGUAAUGGAGUCUUGGCUGUAAUAUGCACGCCACCUGUUGAAUGUUCAGGUGACCAAUUGUAUCACAUUAUAGUUCUUCAAACACUUUUGCUGUGUUGCAUGUUCUGUUUUCAACUUGUAUCAAGUCAUGUACUGGCUACAGCAAAUAAUGAAGUGUUCACAGCCAUACUUUGUACGUAAUUUAUACUUCCUAAAAGAUAAGGCAAGCCGAGCUUCAUCCAAGUCCAGUCCAGUCUUGGGAUAGGUAUUCAUAUGCAAAAUAAAUAUUCAGGGAAUCUCCACAAUUUUUGUGAUAGCACUUUCAAACAAAAAUCAUCUUGUAGAUUUUUAAGAGCUUACUUGUGCUAUAGCUUUAAGAGUUUAAAUUUUUUACUUGAAGAUGAUGAUGUAAUGUAAUACAAUAUUUAAGGGCGCUGGAAGGCUAAUGCAGUCGCCAGAAUUCCGCUAGGUAGUGGAGGCUGCUCUACAGGCGCUGGUGGCUGGAAGAAUGUCUUAUCGCAGUUACAAUCUGUAGUUGCCCUCUGUUGCACCCGGGCCGUACCGAGCCAGUGUUGUCAACUCCACGGGCUAGCCUCGGGUGACGUGUCACUGCCGAGAGGUGACGUCAGCGAACUCUGACCUUGAAGAAACUCACGUCCCUUGCCAAGAAUGAAUACCCGGCUUCCUGCAGCGAUUGUAGUGACUGUAUCUUAGCCUAUGGCCUAACAGUUAAAAUCGACAAAUUUGUAUGGUAAUUUUAUUUUCUCACGUAUAUUCCUAAACAUAUAUAUGUACAUAUAACUGAUAAUGUAUUUUGUGUUCUGUUGUUUUGUAUGCAGUUAGUAUAAAUGAAAUUGGAAAUCUAAAAACUACUAUAUAGAAAACAACGAUUCAGGUAGUGGAUUUUUAAAAUAAACACUUAUUCAAA
Bacillus rossius redtenbacheri is the source of this 2749-nucleotide messenger RNA. RefSeq names its product vesicle-associated membrane protein 7 (gene Vamp7). The record is from RefSeq and is a predicted model, not a curated record. Gene Ontology annotation, cellular component: SNARE complex; membrane. Gene Ontology annotation, molecular function: SNAP receptor activity; SNARE binding. The transcript is spliced from 6 exons. Bases 238 to 900 code for a protein of 220 amino acids. Gene Ontology annotation, biological process: exocytosis; vesicle fusion. NCBI's taxonomy places the organism in Eukaryota, Metazoa, Arthropoda, Insecta, Phasmatodea, Bacillidae.